This is a messenger RNA of Thunnus maccoyii (southern bluefin tuna), 10899 nucleotides long. RefSeq names its product xin actin binding repeat containing 2a (gene xirp2a). NCBI's taxonomy places the organism in Eukaryota, Metazoa, Chordata, Actinopteri, Scombriformes, Scombridae. Gene Ontology annotation, cellular component: stress fiber; focal adhesion. The record is from RefSeq and is a predicted model, not a curated record. Gene Ontology annotation, biological process: actin filament organization; actin cytoskeleton organization. The transcript has 12 exons. Gene Ontology annotation, molecular function: actin filament binding. The coding region runs from base 458 to 10768 and encodes 3436 amino acids.
GAUAGGAAAAUUUCUCAGUAAUGUCAGUUACACAGUGAUCUAUCUGAAGCUUGCUAAGGAUAGCAAAACAUUAGCUGUCAUAAGCUACUGAUACUAGAACAAGUUCCUCUGCAGUAAAACUCCUGAGUGUAUUGAACCAAGCGAAGGCACAUUUUAUCGCUAAUAAUAUUCAACUUUUCAUUUGUAGGAGGAAGAUAUCGUCUUUCAAAGGCUACGUUAUCUCUCUGGAAAGUUGAAGAACUACAGCCCAAGAUAAAACUUUGCAACAAAGAAGAUCACCACUCCCGUGUUUAUGGCUAGCAUGCUAGCAGUUGUCAAUUUCCACAUCCAGCAACAUUAGCGUUAACUUGGAGUUGUAUCUCUGGCCACCUGAAAAUUUCACCUCACACAAUAGACUUCCCCUCUAAACGCUAGCCUGAAGGGAAAAGGGGGGGGAAGAUACUGUUUCUCUACAACAAUGGAAAUUCAAUCAGGAAAUGGAGAGGAGGUGGCGAGGGCUGUGUCGGCGACCUCGGGAUUCGUUUCCCGUAGUCACUCCGGGCCGCAGGUAGAGGCAUCAGACGAUCCAGUGCUCAGAGAGGACCUGCAGGCUGCUAAGAGGAUUGAGAGGUUUGACAUCCCACUUGAUAGCCUGAAGAGGAUGUUUGAGAAGCCUGCUGUGGGAAACACAGAAGUGACAACCGUCCACACAUCCCCAUCCAAAAGACUGACGUCCAGCAGCCUCGCACAGCUUGAACCGUCAAUAGAUCAGACCAUGGCUUCACCUCAGGACACCUCUCUUUGUGCAGGUAGCGCAGGUAGAUCCAGGUCAGGACGUCCUGAGGAAGAGCCGAACCAGGUGAACAGGGCCUUCAGCGCCGACGAGCAGGAGUCCGAGCCGGUGUCGGUGAAAGAGCGGCUGGCGAUGUAUCAGGCUGCCGUAUCCAGCAAAGAAACCAGCAGUUCCUCCUCUGCUGCGAUGAUGGAUGAAUCAGAGGCUUGUUCACUGCCUGGUGGCCUGGCCAGCGUAAAGAGACAGUUUGAGAACCAGGAGUUUACCUCCUCAUCCUCCCAGUCCAGCGUCACCCAGAUCCAUUACCAGCAGAGAUCUGUCCAGGAGAUGUCAAGCUCCUCAGAGGUGACAGUGAGAAGCAGUGCCAGAGAAGUCGGCCCCACCACAACCCUCUUUCACAAUCAACAAGAGGUGAUCCAUGAUCAAAGAGUCCACCAUAACAAUGUGGCCACCAGUCACGGGAACCAUUACAAUGAAACAGUUAUGCUCGUCGGAGGAGAGGACCUACCAAAGGUUUCCACUCAGGCUUUGAAGCAGCAGUAUGAAAAAACGAUUGAAGAAGCUUCCCCAGCCAAGGAAAUUAAGGUUGAUGUGGAUUAUAACCAGUUUCAGUGGGUGCCAGUAAACCAGUCAUCCAAAACUUCAGCCAUGACAAGCUAUGACAGCUCCUCCACUGUAAAGACUGCCACUGCCUCAUCAUCAGCAUCUGCUUCGUCAGUGGCUUAUGAGACAACAGACCAUUUUCCUCCUCCGCCCUCAAACCUGCUGCAGGUACCACAGGAAGUUCCAGAGUACAGCGUCUCUUCUCAGUCUCAUGAGUCAACCACUCAAAAUAAGUACGCUGUUAAUAAGGAACAGUACGUUAAACACAAGAACAUGGCUGAACUAAAGCGCCUCUACAAGCACAUUCAUCCAGAAGUCCGCAAAAACCUCGAAGAAGACUAUUUGAGUCAGCUCACUGAGGCAGAAGAAAAGCUUUUGGAAAGUGAGGAAAUGGGUGGUGUUCAGCAGGCAUGCUAUAUGUUUGAAAAUGAUGGUAACAGCUCGAGUCGGUCUUCAAGCCCUGACAGAGAGUACUUGGACUGGGAUGAGAUCCUUAAAGGGGAAGUGCAGUCCAAGUCCUGGAUGUUUGAAAACAAGCCACUAGAUACAAUCAAAGAUGACACCCCGGAUGAGAAUGAGACGAGGAAUAUUGCCCAGCAGGAAAUCAUUGCUGGCAAAGAUGUCAGAUACACAGCUUGGAUGUUUGAGACUCAGCCCAUGGAUGCUCUGGGGACCGAGACUUCUGAUUCUACUGAGCAGUCACAAAAAACGUCUGAUCUCGCAAGAGGCGAUGUCCGCACUGCUACUUGGCUCUUUGAGACACAGCCACUUGAUUAUCUGAAUAAGAUCUACCAAGAGGACGAGCAGGAAAUGGAUGUUGUGGUCAUGAAAGACAUCACUGGAGGAGAUGUGAAAACCGCCAGAUAUCUUUUUGAGACCCAGCAUUUGGAUUCCCUGGGCAAAACAGAAACCAUUGAGGAGAGCCAUUUUCUGAACCUAAAGUCUGAGCUGGAAGAGAUCAAAGGGGAUGUGAAGACAACCACUCGCAUGUUUGAGACUGAGCCCAUGUGUGUCAUCAGGGGGGAUUCCGGAGAAAUGCUGGAGAUCACAACCAUCCGCAGGGAGGAGACUGAGAAAGGAGACGUGAAGACAUCACGCUGGAUGUUUGAAACCCAGCCUCUAGAUAUGAUCAACAAAGACCCUGCUAAGGUAAAGCUGAUAUGUGGUAUUUCCAUGGAGGACAACACUCAAGGCGGCGUCAACAAAGGUAGAUGGCUUUUUGAGACAAAGACUCUUGACACCAUUAAUGAUGAGGAAUGGGAAAGUUCCAGGAACCAAAAGGAAGAAAUAAUUGGAGCUGAUGUGAGGAAGCACUGUCUGGUUUUUGAGACUCAGCCUAUGGAUACUCUAAAAGACAACGACAAUGCUAGACCUUUACCCUCCGAGGAGAUUGUAGGAGGUGACGUUAAAUCAGCAAAGCAUCUGUUUGAAACAGUACCCAUGGAAAAUCUGAAAGAACUGCUUGAAGUGGGAAAACUUCAGAAAAUGGUUGCAUCUGAAGAGGAAAAGGGGGACGUGAGGCAUCAAAAGUGGGUCUUUGAAAGCCAGCCGUUGGAGAAUAUAAGGGAGGAGAAAAAGGAAAUUACAAAAACUGUGAACAUUGAAGCGCUUGACAAAGGAGAUGUGACAAACUACAAAGAAAGGUUUGAAAGCAUGGAUUUAAGCAAAUGUGAGGGAACACAGAAAAUUCAAGUUGAAGGUGUCACAAGUGGAUCCGUCAAAUCCAACAGAGUUCUUUUUGAAUCUACCCCUAUGUAUGCUAUGCAAGACAGCUCUGGUCAUUACCAUGAGGUGAAGACUGUGAGGCGUGAGGAGAUUGUGAAGGGAGACGUGCGUAGCUGCAGAUGGAUGUUUGAGACGCGUCCUAUUGAUGAGUUUGACGAGAGCAUCGAUAAGUUUCAGAUUAUUAAAGGCAUAUCCAAACAGGAGAUCGAAUCAGGGGAUGUCAAAACGGCCAAGUGGUUAUUUGAAACUCAACCCCUUGAUGCCAUUAAAGUGGUCAAUAAUUUUGAGGGUGAAGAAAGCGAAACUAAGGAAGAUGUUGAAAUUGAGAAAGGGGACGUUAAGACUUGUAGGUGGCUAUUUGAGACACAACCGAUGGAUGUCCUGUAUGAAAAGGUGGAAAAGAGCGAGGAAGAUGUCGAGGAAGUGCAAAAAGGUGAUGUCAAAACGUGCACUUGGCUCUUUGAGACCCAGACACUUGACAACAUACGCGACCAUACAGAAUCCGAGUCUGAGACCAUUCUGAAAACCUGCACUGUGAAGCAAGAGGACAUCCAAGGAAAAGACGUGCGACUGGCCCGCUUCCUCUUUGAAACCGAGAGUCUCGAAAACAUCACAGGCGAGGACAGCGGCUCUUUCAGGAGGGUUACGGAAAUUGACAUCCACUCGGGUGACGUUUCCAGGAUGAAGUACAUCUUCGAGAAUCGCUCCUCUGACAUCAUGAGCUCUACCUCUGAGGAAACGAUGCAGAGGUUGAAGACGCAGCAGGCCGAGGACAUCCAGAAGGGCAACGUGGUCAACUGCACCUGGAUGUUUGAGAAUCAGCCAAUGGAUGCCAUCCGUGAGGAAUCCACAGAGGAAAGGGAAAUCCGCACUGUGACUGACGUUCAGGGGGGCGACGUUGACAAAGGCCGCUUCAUUUUUGAAUCAUACUCUCUGGAUCAAAUUAAAGAGGAAUCCACUGAGAGUGAUAUUUCAAAACUCACUAGUAUCUUUAGAGAUGAAGUAGAGAAGGGAGAUGUGAAAAAUUACACCAUGAUGUUUGAAACUCAGCCGCUGUAUGCCAUCUGUGACAAAGAGGGACAUUACCAUGAAGUAACUACAGUUACCAAGGAAGAAAUCAUGAGAGGAGAUGUGGUGGGGGCCCGAUGGCUGUUUGAGACAAAACCUCUGGAUUCAAUUAGAGAUUCGGAGGAGGUCUAUGUUAUAAAAGCUGUGACUGAAGAAGACAUCAACAAAGGAGACGUUACCUCUGCCAGAUGGAGGUUUGAGACACAACCUCUGGAUGAAAUUGCAGAGGAAAUAAAAGAAAGGUCAAAAACAGUUGCAGAUAUCCAAGGUGGUGAUGUGAAGACAAACAAGCAGCGAUUUGAGACUGAUGAGAUGUCUCAAAAGUACAUCAGAACUGUUAGCGUGAGCGAAAUCCAAAAAGGCGAUGUCAGAUCUGCCACUUGGAUGUUUGAAACCCGCACAAUUGAUGAGAUCCGCGGUGAGGGUGAGGAGUAUGAUGGCAUGGAGAGAGUGACAAAGGAGGAAGUGAUGAAAGGGGAUGUCAAGCAGUCUGUGUGGCUCUUUGAGAAGCAGCCCCUUGACAGUAUCAAAGAUACUGAUGACACAGAGGUUGUUGUCACAAAGGAGGAAAUCCCACAGGCUGAUGUGAAGACAACAAAAUGGCUAUUUGAAACUACUCCUUUCCACGAAUUCAAUGAAAGCAGCGUGGAAAAGAACGAAAUAAUAGGUAAAAGCAUUAAAGAGACACUUGAGGAACUUUACUGUCAGAAAAUGGUUGACUCACAAGGUAUUCUUAUUGAGGCAGAUGAGAUUGGCGAUGUCCGCAUGGCAAAAUAUAAACUGAUGAACCUGGAGGCCCCAGAAAUCCAAAAAGAAGAGAUUAUCAGAGGGGAUCUGAGCAACAUAAUGAUGAACCUUCUAAACCGCAGGGAAACCACUGAAAGGGGGAUAACUAUUGACAAGGAGGAGCGGGGGAACAUCAACACCACAGUGAAACAGCUACUCAACCAGGAAAAGGGAAUCAAUGUUGAGAAAGAGGAAAUUAUCCGCGGUGACAUUCAAGAAGCAAUAAACAAUCUGCUCAAGAAUGAGGGUUCCUCCAAGCGUGGCAUUCUGAUUCAAGAGGAUGAGAAAGGAGACGUGAGGAUGACUCUCUAUUCCCUCUUAAAUAAAGGGGAGAGGGCUAGCAUGGAGAAAGAGGAUAUCAUUCAGGGUAAUGUCAGCAAAACUCUUCAUCGCCUUCUCUCAAACUCAGGAGCCGAAGACUCUAAAAGGAUAAGGGUGGGAGACAUGGAAAGGGGUAAUGUCAGCUUUUACUCCACAUGCAUUGAGUCCGGGGCCUUGGAUUACCUGAGGCAGCUUCAGUAUGAACCAGAUGAAGAAGAGGAAAAGGUGGAGAAGGAGUGUAUCAUAGGUGGUGAUGUUGAGGAAACCAAAAUCUUGCUGCGGAAGACUCAGCAGGAGAUAGGUCGUACAGUGGCAGAGGAUGAUAUAGUUCCUGGUGAUGUACACAGCACUGUUAAAGUCUUUAUGACAGAGCCUACGGUCGCUUACAGAAACCUAGAGGAAAAAGACAUUGUUAAAGGUGACCUUAGCGCAGCCCUGGAUUCACUGACCCAAGCCAUCAAUCAGAAAGUGGUAAUAGAGAAAGAGGAGGUGGUGAAAGGAGACAUACCCUCUACUUUGAGGUCUCUGGAGGAGGCCCAGAAUCAAGCUAAAGAAAUGGAAAAGCCAGAAAUCGUCAGGGGAGACAUCAGGGGCGCUCUCGAGUCACUGGAGAAAUCUGCAACCACCAAAACAGAAGCGACUGUUGAAGAUUUAGUGCCAGGUGAUAUCAAAGGGACUCUGAAGUCCCUGGAGGAAGCGAAACAAGCUGUGAAAGAGGUGGAAAAAGAGGAGAUCGUCAAAGGAGAUAUCCACACUACCAUGCAAAGUUUACACGAGGCAUCCAGCGAGAAAAAGAUUUACCAACAUCAAGUGAGCGAACAAGGGGAUGUUAGAGCCACCAUGCAGUGCUUCCUUGAACCGACGACAUCUUCAACAACGCAGCGCCGGGGGAGCGUUGAGGGAGAUGUGAAAACAUCCAUAAAAAGUCUUUAUGAAGGACAGGAGACAACACAGGUGGAAAAAGAGGAGGUGGUGAAAGGGGACGUUCAAGGGGCAAUAAAGAGCCUAAUGCAAAGAAAGCAGUAUUCAAAUAAGAAACGUAUGUAUUCUUCCAAGAAAGCAAAAGUGCCCGUGAAAAAUCCAUUAACUGUAAAGCAAGUGGAGCAUGAAUGCUUACAAGAAGCUAAGAGGGAGAGUGUAGCAGCCAGUUCAGCCCCCGUUGUGAAAAACCUUUCUCAGAGCGGUGAGUCACAGAAGCACACACAGAGACACCAGGAAAGCAAAUCACUGAAAACACAGGUAAUAACCCAAGAGGACCACUCUGUUACUGUAGCCAAAACAGACAAUACUACUGGGGCCUCUCAACAGACGGGCAUGAAAGAACAGAAACAGACAGUACUGCCCCCACAGAAAACACAAGCUCCAAAGCCCAUUAUGAUAAAGAAUAAACAAAUGACUAAUAAUGAUCAAACAGAGACUAAAGCAGCUGAUGUGAGUGUGAUGAAAGAGGUGCAAAACACAUCACAGACAAAUAUUUCAAACAAGAAAACAUGCGAAACAAAGACAAUCAAACAGGUGCAGACUACAGUGACGGAGAAGACUGUCAUGCACAAGCAAAAUGUAAUGGUAUCAGAGCAAAUGUCAACAUCUCAGAAGCAGACGGAGAAUAAGGCCCUCACACAAAAGCAGAACUUCAAAAAUAUGAAGAGUGAUUACCGUAACCUUGACAUGAGAGCGAAAGGUGGGAUCAAAAAGGUGAAGCCGGAGAUUCACUUCCCUCCUCCUCCCUCUUCACCUCCUCCACCCUCAGAGUCUGAACUCUCUCUCCCUCCACCGCCAUCGCCAGUGCAUGAGAACCCACUACCCCCCACAUCCCGUCCUCCUAUCAUGAGGCAGGACAGCGACCUCCCACCUCCACCACCGCCGCCUCCCGUGGAAUGCAUUAAGUCUGAGCCUGAAUUUUUCCCCCCUCCUCCCCCUCCUCCUCCUCCACCCUCUGUAGCUGGACAAGAUUUCCUUCCUCCACCUCCCUCGCAGCAAGAGCUUAAUGCGAUGCCUCAGCCUCUGCCUCCAAAGCUGGGGAAACCCAUUGGCAGGCCUUUAUUCAAAGUGCCCAAGCAACCAGAACCACCGAAGCCUAUACAAGUUAAACCCAAAUGGCAGAAAAAGCAGCCAACUCCUCCACCACCUCCACCUCCUCCUCAGCUCCCUCCUGACCAAGAAACAACGGUGUCAACAGACCGUAAAGAAGUAGCCAAAGUUCAGGAAGUGAAAAGGGAAACAACCCAGCAGAUUGAAACAAGCAAGCAUAUUCAGAGUGAGACAGCAGCAGUGUCUGCAACAAAAACACCAAGCAUCCCAGUCAUUAAACCAAUACAAAAAGAAACACCACCACCACCACCACCACCUAAAAAAGUGUUUGUCCCUCCCCUUAAAUUUCCUCCAACCCCUGAACCAGCUCCAGCGCCAAAGCCUAGGCCGUACGCUCGCAAAUUUAAAACCCCUCUCAUGCUUGCAGAGGAAAAAUUCCGCCAGCAAAUGAUGGAGAAAGAGGAAACAGACAGGAGUAGAGUCUCAACUCCUAUUCCCAGCUCUCCACCAGCUAAUAUACAAGCAUCCUCCCCCGUUGCCAGUCCCGAGCUUUCUACAACACAGAAAACUGAGAAAGAAGUGGCCACAGAAGCAACAAAAGCAAACGCCAAAGAAGCUCAGACUGUUUCCAAAGAAGAAAUAUCAGCACAAGACACAUCUGUCAAGAAAACCCCUUCCCAGAUCCCUUUGAGCAAGCCCUUGAUCUCGAUGGUAAAUAAGAAAUCAACCCCUGGAUCUUCAAGUGUUUCUGUAGAUAAAAAACAUGUCUCAAGCAAACACUCCUCAGAAAAAAUACUCGCCUCUACUGAUGUGAUUAAGAAGAGUCAAACCGCACCUCCACCCAAGAGUCAGGCUGUUUCCCAAUCUCAUCAUGAGGCUUCAAAUAUUGAAGUCCAGUCAUGCUCAAAUGUGGUCACUUCCUCAGUCACGGAGCAGCAGCAGCAGCAGCAGCAGUUUAUUAAGAAAUCCAGCACCAGGUCUAUCGCUGCCACACAGAGUGCUGUCCAGGAAAAUGUAAAUCUUCAAAGCCAGGCUGCAGUCACAUUGAGAGCAGAAGAUGCAAAGAAUAUUAAUAUGCCUCUGACACAGGAGGGAAAAAUGACUCCCUCUCAACCCACUAAAAUUCCAAAGGUAACUCCAAGUUUCAAGGUGAAAACCUUUAAGAUGCCAAUAGAGAAAAAAGAGGAGAAAUGUGACGCUUUGGGACAAACGGAGGCAAUGAAAAGUGAAAAGCAUUUCCAGCAAGAGAGAAGUAAUGUGUCACAGAAAAGUGAAACAAAAGUGAGUCAGGAGAGCAACCAGCUGACAUCAAUGAAAACUGAAGUAAAAUCAGAAAUGAAAGCAAAGGAGAAGAAGAAUCAGGUGACCCCACCUGUAAAAGUGGAGGUGAAGAAAGGAAAACAGGUGCAAAAGAAUGAGACUGAAGUAAAGUUGUCACCAGCAGUUACUGCUUUAAUACCCAAAGAGACUAAGAUAACAUCUGCAGCAACUCAACAAGGCCACAUAUCUGUCUCCCACAGUCAGCAGAGCAUGAAGACAGAACACAUUCAAAGACACGAGGAGGUGGUGGUGACUGAAAGUGUGGUAAAGCAAAGUCAUCAGAGGCAAGAGGCUGUUCAUACACAAAAACAGCAGAUAAAGCAACAAGCGGUAGAAACAAAUAAAAUGCAGAUAAAAGCAGGAAAGUCAAAAGGUGAAUCUAAGGAUGUGUUGGUGAAAGGGUCAGGGAAAAUGACCCUUAAAGACGAGGCUCAUUCAGAAAAAGGCAGCGAUUUAGAGAAAUGUAACGUGAUGCAGAAGCUGCUCGCUCAAAUGAAAGAGCUGGAGGGCACACCAAGCAAAAUAGACUCCAACGCUGUCAGAAUGAUUAUAAGCGAACUCCCUGACUGGAUGAUGGGCUCGGAUGAGAAAAAGAAUUUAAGUGAAAUUGCUAAACAGCAAAGUAAGAAAAAGUUAAAAGAGAUGAUGGUCUAUGUGAAAAAUAUUGUUCAAGCAAAGCUCACAGUUUUGGAAGAAAACGUGACAGCUGUCGAAAAGGAGGAAAAGAAGGAGCCGCCAGUGCCACCGCCGGUGCCUCCAAAACCAGACAAGAAAGUUUUCAGUGGAGCAACUGCUAACAUAUCAAAAAUUAGUAUCGGCUCAUCCAAAACUGAAAAGAAGGUGGUUGAAGAGAAAAAGUUGCUUCAAGGGAGCAAAGUGAAAAAGGAGCUGAGUGAAGUGUCUGAUCAAAGAGUUAACUCGCCUUUAGCAAACAUCCGCACCCCUUCACCCACUUUUAUUAGUAUUGAAUCAAGGAGGGUAGACUCCCCGCUCAGAGUGACCCCUUCACCUCCGCCCUACAAAUCUGUCGGGACACCGCCGCCUCCUCCUCGCAAGUCGUACACGCCCACGUCCAAUUUCAGCAGGGCCACACCGUCCCCAACGCUGAGCCGCUCGGAGAAGCUGAUGAAACUGAAGGAUACCACCUCGAAGCUUUCUCGUGGCAUGACCCCUCCGCCUCCCAUGCCGGUGCCAGAGCAUUUUGCAGCUGAGAGGGAGCAAUCAUCCCCAUGUGGCGACAGAGAGACUCCUGUAGAGAGAAAUGAGGAAGUGGUACAGGAUUGCACGGAAAUGGUGGACUCCAUGAUGACUGUCAAGGACAAAAAGUCUUUCUUUGAGGAGGCACAGAAGGCUGAGGUGAACAAGACGUACGUUCGGAAGGAUCCAAUUGACAUCCCUGAUCGCCUGGGACCUGAUGCUGAGGAUGGUGCCGAGGCCGUGACCAUAGAGCUUCUGAAAGAGGAUCUCCCAAGAGUGGACCUGUCUAAGCUGGUAAACCAAUUUGAAUCUCCACAACCAAAAGUCUACAGCAGGAAAGAUCCAAUUGUCAUCACAGAGAGAUUGGGGAGUGAUACAGAGGAUGCAGAGGCAGACCCACAUACCCCGAGAACUGAAGAAAUCCCGACCUUCAACGUCAAAGCAAUAAAGGAUGUGUUUGAGACAGGAGAGCAUAGUUCUCAGGCAGCCAGAGAGCUGAGAGAACAAAUAGAACGAAGAGAACCUGACUCAGCUCAGCCGACGGCUCACUCUGAAGCAACAUCAGUCACCGAGCAUUUCUGCAACAUUGACGACUUCAGAAACGUGACAACGGAAACAAUGAGUGAGAUGCAUUCUGGGACUCGUGGUAACCCUCCGUCCUACGCGGACGUGGUGAGAGGCAGCGUUCCAACAGUUGAGGUAACCCCCGAGGCAUCCACUGAGGAACUGUUGAGAAACUUCCAGCAGUCAUGGGCCGAGAGCCAAGGAGUUUUCCAGAACUUGGGUUUCAGUGUCACGGAGAAGAGGACUUCGCAGAUUGUAACGCACCAGCAGGAGACUGUCGUGACGGAAAAUUCAAGUUCCAGAGUCCGAACUGUGUCGGGUAUGUCGGAAGAGGGUGUAUCCCAUGGAAUCGCUGAUUGCGGACAAACAAAACUUCCAUAAAAGCUGCUUUCGUUGUGAACACUGCAGAGGCAAACUAAGUCUUGGCAACUACGCCUCUCUCCAUGGACGAAUGUACUGCAAGCCACACUACAAGCAACUGUUCAAGGCCAAAGGGAAUUACGAUGAAGGAU